Molecule: messenger RNA, 1477 nt
Organism: Phytophthora nicotianae INRA-310
Lineage: Eukaryota; Oomycota; Peronosporomycetes; Peronosporales; Peronosporaceae
Exons: 2
Coding region: 131-1384 (417 amino acids)
Biological process (GO): ribosome biogenesis
Cellular component (GO): small-subunit processome; Noc4p-Nop14p complex; nucleolus
Source: RefSeq, a predicted model, not a curated record
GAUUCGUGGAGAAAACGCUCCCGCUUUUGGCAACGAAACAUUUGCGCGCGUGGUGCAGGAGCUGGCGAAAACGGAGAAGCUCAAGGGGGAGCUGGCCAGUGUGUUCAAGGGCGAAUACGUCGGUGCCUACAUGGACGUCCAGUACUACAUGCUGAAGAAUCUGGCGCAAAUUCUGGACAACGCAGAGGAGCAGGACUUGACGCUGGUUGCCAAUGCGCUGCGCUUGCUCGGAAUGGUGCAGAUGCCGUAUGACGCAGAGGAAAUCACGUCGUUCCUUGUGGAACCCAAAAACUCGAACUUGCCGGAGCAAGAGUUGGUGAGCAGUGACGAAGAGAGCGAUGACGAGGAGGAAGAGGUGCUCGCUACUGCUGGAACGAAGCGGAAGGCUGCGGACUCAAAGGCGAAUAAAACAAAGAAAACGAGGGGUCUUCACAGCGUGAAGCAACAUCAGCACGCGUUCAGUCUUGCCUGGAUUGCUGUACUGCGCCACAAAUUACCCCAGGCUUCAUACAAGAAGGUGCUAGUGCAGCUCCCGGACGAUAUCAUGCCACACCUGGUAAAUCCGCUGCUACUUGCAGACUUCCUCACUGACUCGUACAGCAUCGGCGGCGUCACGAGUUUGCUGGCGCUCAACAGUCUGUUCAUCCUCAUUCAGGACUAUAAUUUUGACUCGCCGGACUUCUACAACAAGCUGUACGCACUACUGGACGAUCCCUCGCUGUAUUCAGCCAAGCAGCGCGACCGCUUCUUCGGUCUACUGAACCUCUUCCUGUCAUCUACGCAUUUACCGGCAUACACGGUAGCAGCAUUCGCCAAGCGGUUGUCACGCAGUGCGUUGACAGCCGAGCCUGGCGCUAUCCUGUUCAUUAUCCCGAUGGUGUACAACCUGAUCUUGCGCCACAAGGAAUGUCUGCAGCUCAUCCACCGCACCGGUGCGUUCACCGCAGCAGAAAAGGCUGCUAAGCGUCGAGAGGAACUGUCGAGUGGGUCUGCUGUCGAUGCUGCAGCCAAAAAACUGUCCAGUGAGAAGACGGAGCUGGUGCUGAAGGACGGUCACGACCCGUUCAUUAACGACGAGCUGGACCCGAUCAAGUGCAAUGCCCUGCAGAGUUCUCUGUGGGAGUUGUACACGAUGAAGCAUCAUUACAACGCUGAUGUUGCAUUGAAGGCGCGGAUGUUCGAGGAGAAGCUACGUCACCAGUUUGUGGAUGUGGACGAGAGCAUGGAGAUCACGUACAAGAGCCUAUUCGACAAGCAGCUAAAGCGUAAGGAGAAGGGCAAGGUGCCUCUUGCCUUCCAGCCUUGCAAUGGUCUCUUCUCGAACGGUGCCGACGCUGAAGACAAAGAGGAGGACAACGUGUUUGCCAAGGUGUUCGAGCUUUAGACUGUUUUCUGGCUUCCUAGCUAAUAUAUCCAUCCCCAUAGACUGUCAUCAACUCGUCAUACGUGAAUGUUGGCGCAAUGUAUUCAUCAUUCA